Molecule: messenger RNA, 1622 nt
Organism: Etheostoma spectabile (orangethroat darter)
Lineage: Eukaryota; Metazoa; Chordata; Actinopteri; Perciformes; Percidae
Gene: dcaf13
Product: ddb1 and cul4 associated factor 13
Exons: 11
Coding region: 157-1494 (445 amino acids)
Biological process (GO): maturation of SSU-rRNA from tricistronic rRNA transcript (SSU-rRNA, 5.8S rRNA, LSU-rRNA)
Cellular component (GO): nucleolus; small-subunit processome
Molecular function (GO): protein binding
Source: RefSeq, a predicted model, not a curated record
UCACCGUGGACGCAACUACGAGGACUGGACAUCCCACAAUGCAACGCCGUCAAAUUUCUUCUUCGUCAACACAUGGUUGCUAGCUAGCAGUUUUCUUACUUAACUUAAACCCAACAGCAUUUUUUAAGUGUCUGUCUACUUUUAUUCUUCUACCAAAUGAAAGUUAAAGUCCUCUCGAGGAACCCGGAUGAUUAUGUCCGGGAGACCAAACUAGAUAUUCAGCGUGUCCCUAGAAACUAUGACCCAGCACUCCAUCCGUUCGAGGUGAGCAGAGAGUACACCCGGGCUCUGAAUGCCACUAAGCUUGAGAGGGUGUUUGCCAAGCCUUUCCUGGCCUCUCUGGAUGGACACAGAGAUGGGGUGAACUGCAUGGCCAAGCACACCAGGAACCUCUCCACCCUGCUCUCUGGCUCCUGCGACGGGGAGGUGAAACUUUGGAACCUGACCAAACACGAAUGUGUCCGCACUCUCCAAGCACAUGAAGGAUUUGUCCGUGGAAUGGUCGUCCGCUACUGUGGAACAUCCUUCUUCACGGUUGGUGACGACAAAACAAUCAAGCAGUGGAACAUGGAGGCGCCAGGUUACGGAGAGGAAGAGGAACCACUCAACACUAUUCUGGGCAAGACGGUCUUCACCGGACUAGACCAUCACCAGAAGGAGGCGGUGUUUGCAACAUGUGGCCAGCAGGUGGACAUCUGGGACGAGCAGAGGAGCAGCCCAAUCCGCUCCUUCACCUGGGGCGUAGACAGCUUCAGCUGCGUCCGCUUCAACCCUGUGGAGACUGAACUUCUUGCAAGCUGUGCCUCUGACAGAAGCAUAGUCCUGUAUGACAUGAGAGAACCAGCACCCCUGAAAAAGGUUAUUAUGACAAUGAGGAGCAACACUUUGUGCUGGAACCCUAUGGAAGCCUUUUACUUCACAUGUUCAAAUGAGGACUACAACCUCUACACAUAUGACAUGCGGUACCUGGACCAGCCAGUCACCGUGCACAUGGACCAUGUCUCUGCAGUGCUGGACGUCGACUAUUCUCCAACAGGGAAGGAGUUUGUAUCUGCCAGUUUUGACAAAACCAUCCGCAUCUUCCCCAAGGACAGUGGCCACAGCAGGGAGGUCUACCACACCAAGCGCAUGCAGCACGUCAUCUGCAUAAAGUGGUCGUCGGACAACAAAUACAUCCUGAGCGGUUCUGAUGAAAUGAACAUCCGACUGUGGAAAGCCAACGCAGCAGAGAAACUAGGAGUGCUGGCCCCCAGAGAGCGGCAGGCCACCAACUACAGCCAGAAGCUGAAGGAGAAGUUCCAGCACCACCCGCAGAUCAGACGCAUCGCCCGCCACCGACAUCUGCCCAAGAACGUCUACCACCAGAGCAAGGAGCUGAGGGUUAUGAAAGAGGCUCGCCGUAGGAAGGAGAGGAAUGUCCGCAAGCACAGCAAGCCAGGAAGUGUUCCCGUUGUGUCUGAGAAGGAGAAGCACGUUGUCACUGUGGUCAAAUAGUUCAGGGGUCUGGGAAGAGAACAGAAGACCGGAAUGAAGAUGAGGUGGAGCCCACGAUCACACCAACAUGAGACAUGUUCAGACUUAAGAAUUGAAGAAAAUAAGUUAAUAUUUUUCAGUUGUGGGAA